AUGAACUCCCACCCCUCCGGAAACUCAGGCUCGCUCUCAGAUACCCUCAAGGGUUACAUGAACGGAGCCAUCGAGCAAGCCAAGAUUCUCGGACACAAGGCCCAGGAUCAGUUCAGCCACGUCAUGGGCCAACCUCACGAAGCCGCCACCCAUUCCACCCAGCAGCAGUCCGACACUACCACUUUCGGUUCCGUUGCUGGUGCUCAACACCAAGCCCAGGCCAACUCCCAGCCUGGUGCCCAGCUGGGUAUGAGCAACCCUCAGACUGGUGGUCAGCUAGGUAUGAGCAACCCCCAGCCUGGUGCCCAACUGGGUAUGAGCAACCCCCAGCCUGGUGCCCAGCUGGGCAUGAGCAACCAGGAUGCAUUCAGUGACGUGAACCAGUUCAACACCCAGGCUACUGCUGAUAACGCCGCCAAUCAGGCCAAGAGGGCUGCCGCAAACACCGCCUACAAGGCUUCUCAGACCACCCUCUAA
Molecule: messenger RNA, 477 nt
Organism: Linnemannia hyalina
Lineage: Eukaryota; Fungi; Mortierellomycota; Mortierellomycetes; Mortierellales; Mortierellaceae
Source: the annotation of a GenBank genome assembly